UUUGAAUAAUGGUUAAUUCGUUAGUCAAUUCAAUCUCACAAACGUGCACAUAUCAUCUCGAAUAGCGUGGGCAGAUUUUCUCAAAAAUCGAUUGAUUGGAUGUGGAAGCACUAUACCUUUUUACGAGAUUUAUGCAGCAAAUCUGUCAAAUUAGACAAUCAUGAUUUCACUUCAAUGCAGUGUAUGCAUUAUAAAAAUGGAUAUAAAUCUAACACAGAAAAUUGCUGAUCAAUAACAUUUAUACGACAUCUAUAUUGAUAAAAACACUAUACAAAAUGGAUAAAAACACUGCCUACACCAAUACAACUGAUGCUGAGUUGGAAGCACAGUUCAACGAACGAAAUAGUAAUUUGCGAAAAAACUUUGGCCAACUGGUUGAUAAGAUCGACGAGGCCGCUAACAAAACUCAAGAUUAUUUGAACAAAGAGAUCGGAGAAGAUGCUAAUGCUUUGAGUAGUCAAACCAAUAAUGCCGCCAUCAGUAAUGACCGAACGUCCAACAUUCUCAACCAAGCAAAUAAAUCGAAAGGAUCGCUGAUAGAUUAUUGGGACGCAAAGGCUAUGAAUAGUAUUAGAGAUGAUAUUAAAGCUAUGCAUUCUCUUAAUCCUGAAGACUUUGAACUAAUCGCACCUAAAAUGGACGAGACAUUUGGUCAUAAUGCUUUGGUUUAACGGUCACUUAUUUGCAGCACUGUAUAACAGACAUUUUGUUUUGUAACAACAUAAUCCAUAUUUCAUUUGUUAUUUACAUUUGAGAAUAAAAAUAUUUUACUAUGAGCAACGCCUAGCUCAAUAAAUGCAUAUUUAUCUAUUUUACA
This is a messenger RNA of Mycotypha africana, 817 nucleotides long. RefSeq lists its product as uncharacterized. The record is from RefSeq and is a predicted model, not a curated record. The coding region runs from base 276 to 671 and encodes 131 amino acids. The transcript is spliced from 3 exons. Lineage: Eukaryota; Fungi; Mucoromycota; Mucoromycetes; Mucorales; Mycotyphaceae.